This is a messenger RNA of Gadus macrocephalus (Pacific cod), 9859 nucleotides long. It is a transcript of the gene plxnb1b, whose product is annotated as plexin b1b. The record is from RefSeq and is a predicted model, not a curated record. Gene Ontology annotation, molecular function: protein binding; semaphorin receptor activity. The coding region runs from base 769 to 7656 and encodes 2295 amino acids. Gene Ontology annotation, cellular component: semaphorin receptor complex. Gene Ontology annotation, biological process: regulation of cell migration; semaphorin-plexin signaling pathway involved in axon guidance; negative regulation of cell adhesion. Lineage: Eukaryota; Metazoa; Chordata; Actinopteri; Gadiformes; Gadidae. The transcript has 40 exons.
CCCCCGAUUGAUCAAAUCAUUCAUUGGCACAGCUCGCCAGCUCCAUGUGGAAGCAGUACCAGCAGUUGCACAUGCUGCUAGAUCAAGGUAACCGAAACAGGAAUUAACUAGUAGGACUGCUACUUCUGACCGAAUGGAAUAAGCGCAAACCAGUUUCUAAAGACGCGAGAUGCCAAAAGCUUUCUGAAGUCUUCCAUCAAAAAAAUCAAAGCUUGAACGUGGAGGGAAUACGUGUUCUCGUGGAAAGGUUCUUUACAGGGAUAUAAAGAAACCAGCUGUGGACGACUUGGAUGACUUAGGCAGAAUCGCGGAAAACUUUCUAUAAUCUUUAGGUUUCCUUCUUCCUCCACAUGGAGUGAUUCGCGUCUCCUCGGCGCGUUGGUUUGGAAAACAAGCAGGAAGUAAGCUCAACUAGAGUAGGGUGGACGGGGGUCCUUGACAGAAUGGCACACAGGGCUGCAAAGUAUCAUUCCCCCUCCUGAUGGUGGCAUCAGCCGUUGGGUAAAGGAGGAUAAGCUAGGAGGACACCGCUCAGUCUUUGUUGGAGAACCUUUGGUUUGAAGGUCUGAACGGAUUCUAUCGGGGAGCCUUUGGGAAAAGACUUCGGAACAGUUUGGAAUACAAGUCCAACUCUAGAAUACCAGGUCGUCUUGGGAAGGAGUUGUUAGUUUCUUCAGCGUCUCUUGUUGUUUUUAUUCCUGUGCCUGCUGGGCUGCUGGAGGAGACAUGACCCCAUAACACAGCGUUGGAAACAAAUGCUCUGUGGGGAUGGUGCAGCGCACCGCGGGGGCCCUAGGCCCGCUCUCAGUGCUGCUGCUGGCCGCCAUGGUGGCCUCCGCCCUCACCCCGCCCCCCUACCCCUCCUUCAGCCGCAACGACACGCUCUUUGAGCACCUGGCGCUGCACCCGGACCCCUCCGUGGGCCGGGUGUACGUCGGGGGGCGGGACCGCCUCUACCAGCUGGACCGCGCCCUGGCGCUGGAGCUGCAGGACGACACGGGGCCCGUGACGGACAGCCGCGAGUGCCUGCCCCCCGUCACCCAGGGCAACUGCCCCCAGGCGCGGCUCACCCCCAACCACAACAAGCUGCUGCUGGUGGACCCCUACUCCAUGGAGCUGAUCGCCUGCGGCAGCGUCAACCAGGGCAUCUGCCAGAAGCGCAGCCUGGUCAACGUCUCCGCAGUGCUGUUCUCGGCCCAGCGGCCCGUGGACACGCAGUACGUGGCGGCCAACGACCCCGAGGUCAGCACGGUGGGGCUGGUGGUGCGCUCCCGGCCCGAGCGCCAGCCCGUGCUGUACGUGGGGCGCGGCUACACCAGCAGCCACCCGCCCAUCUCCACGCGCAACCUGCAGCAGGAGCCCGUCUUCUCCUACGAGGAGACGGCCAAGCUGGCGGUGGCGGGCCGCCUCUCGGAGUACGACCACCACUUCGUGGCGUCCUUCGCCCGCCGCCGCCACGUCUACUUCCUGUUCUACCGGCGGGACCUCAAGUCGCUGUCGCGCGAGUACCGCAGCUACGUGUCCCGCGUGUGCCUGGACGACCAGGCCUACUACUCCUACGUGGAGGUGCCCCUGACCUGCCGCUCCGGCGCGGGGAAGGUGUACAACCUGCUGCAGGCGGUGCGGCUGGGGGGGGCGGAGCGAGGCUCGGAGGUGCUGCUGGGCGUGUUCUCCACGCGGCUGGCCUCGUCGGCGCAGCCCAGCGACGACUCGGCGCUCUGCACCUUCCGGCUGGACGAGCUGGAGCGCCGGAUCAACGCCACGCGGGACCUGUGCUACACACAGUCGGGCCGGGAGGCCGGGGGCGACGCCGACGCCGCCUACAUCGAGUACGACGUCAAGUCCAACUGCGCCAACCUGCCCGAGAACACGCUGGAGGCCUACCCCUGCGGCUCGGACCACACCCCGAGCCCCAUGGCCAGCCGCACGCCCGUGGUGGCGGAGACCAUCCUGCACAGCCCGUCGGCGAGGCUCACCGCCGUGGCCGUCAGCGUCAGGGACGACCACACCAUCGCCUUCCUCGGGGACUCCAAGGGCAACCUGCACAAGGUGUACCUGGGACCCAACGGCGAGGUGGAGGAGUACGCUGUGGUCCCCGUUCAGCCCAACACCCCCAUCAGCUCAGACCUCAUUCUGGACCAGAAGGAGGAGCACCUCUUCAUUAUGACCUCCACCAUGCUCCAGAAGAGGCCUGUAGCUGAGUGCCACAAACACACAGACUGUGAUUCCUGCCUGCAGGGCCAUGACCCGUACUGUGGCUGGUGUGUUCUGGAGGGCAGCUGUGCGCUGCAGUCUCAGUGUAAACGCAGCAACAAGACGGGCCAGUGGCUGUGGAGCUUCGACAUGGAGCAGCAGUGUCUGUCCGUGCAGGACCUGCACCCCUCCAACGUCAGCCGGGACCAGAGUCGCAUGAUCGCCCUGUCGGUCCCGGGCCUCCCCGGCCUGGGGGAGGGCGAGGGCUACUCCUGCCUGUUCCAAGACGGGUCCAGCACUGCCGCCACCACCACCCCGACCGGCGUGACCUGCCGCUCCCCGGACCCCUCCAGGGUGCCCAUGGUGCAGUCGGGCCAGGACUCCAUCACGGUCACCUUGUCCGUCCGCUUCGGCGGCGUGAGCGUCACGCAGAGGGACUUCACCUUCUACGACUGCACGGCCGUCAAGCAGCUGUCAGGCAGCAAGCCGUGCCAUGGUUGCGUGGAGAGUCGCUGGGGCUGCAACUGGUGCGUCCACCAGCACCUGUGCACAUACAAGUCCAGCUGUGAGGAGGGUGUGGUCAUCUACAACCAGCAUUUUAAACUCCCUACCUCAGCUCCGCCCACAAACAGACCCCCUCCUGUUCCCCCCACCCUGCCGGCCGUCCCGGCAACGACAAGCACCACCUCCACCACCACAAGCACCACCUCCACCACCUCCACCACCACCCCCACCACCACCCCCACCACCACCUCCACCACCACCACCGCCACCAGCCCGGUGACCACCCCCAUCGCCCCAACCACGGCGACCCAGGCCCCUCCCACCCCCACCACGACGGGUCCCACUCUGGGACCCACCACCCCGGCCCCGCCCACCGCUCUGGAACCAGCGGCCCCGGCACAGACCACAGCCGCUCCCCCGGACGUCGUACCCUUGGCCACCGUUCCCACCGCCCCGCCCUCCGCCCCAGACCCCGAGUCCCACCUAGUCCCGCCGGAGGAAGACACCGCCACCCGGGGGCCCGCCGUCGUACCGACCGGCGUGGGGAGCGAGGAGCCGGCCACGACUCCCAGCCCCGCCGCCGUCGUCAUGGAGACCGAGUUGGAGGCCGAGUUGGAGCCCAUCACCGGGGCGGCGCCGGCCGAAGAGGCCCAGCAAGGGCCGGCCACGGAGACGGCCCCGUGGGAGACGGCCCCGUGGGAGCCCCCGAGCCCACCGCCAGCAGAGUCUGCGUGGGGCCCCGGUCCGACGGAGGCCCCCGGGGCCCGAGUCACCGGGGGCUUCUCCGGGCUCCGCCCCCUGCCCACGCUUUUCCCCGUGGGGGAGCAGCUCGAGGCCGAAGACGAGGAGGGAGAGCGGGCGGGGCAGGGCCCCCCCGCGUCCACCCUCCGGUCCCCACUCCCCGCCCCGCCCACCGACGGAGCGCCCGAGCAGCUGCCCUGGGAGGAGGAAGAGGACGAGGAGGAAGAGGAAGAGGAGGAGGAGGAGGACCGCAACCAAGGGGUUUCAGAGGGAGAGGCGGGGGAGGACGCCAGUGUGGGCGUGGCCGGAGACAACGACACGGUCAGCACGUUCUCGGCCGCCACUCUGCUGUCGGGGGACGGGGAGGGGGGCCGCGACCCCGCCGCCUCGUUCCCACGCCUGAUGGACACGGACUCGGAGCCCGACUACCAGUAUGAUGUGAGCGAUGGCUUCCUACCGGGAGACGAGGGCUCCUACGUCAGCGUGGGCCCCUCCGCCUGCCCGUGUGUGGAGAAGAUUCAGGGCUCGUCGCUGCUUCCUGUCCAGGUGGAGCGGAAGAUCACACUGCUUGCCCACAACUUGCACCUCUACCAGGACAAGGAAUACCAGUGUGUGCUGGUGAUCGAGGGCCAGACGGUGGUGGUGGACGCCUACGUGGAGACGGAUGAGUUCAACUCCUCCGUCUUCUACAUCACCUGUCAGCAGCACAAGUACUCCUACACCUCGUUGGAGGAGGAGAACGACGCUCUGGUGUUCGUCAAGAGAAGGGACACCUUCCAUGUGGACAGCGAUCCGUCUCUACGUGUCACGCUGUACAACUGCUCGGCGGGCCGGGCCGAUUGCAGCCGGUGCCACACGGUGGACAGGAAGUACGACUGCGUGUGGUGCGGCGGCCGCCGGGCCGGCUGCCUCUACUCCGAGUCGUGCGGCAGCGAGGCCGUCCAGCAGACGUGCCCCGCCCCGCUCAUACACAACAUCGAGCCGCUGUCCGGCCUGCUUGAGGGCGGCACACAGGUCACCAUCUGGGGCUCCAACCUGGGCCAGAAGGCGGAGGACGUCCUCCACACCGUCAGGGUGGUCAGCGUGCCCUGCACCGUCAUCCCCGGACUCUACCAGAUCUCAACCAGGAUCGUAUGCAAGACCCAGGCCAGUGGGGGGGAGAAGGUGGGCCAGGUGUCGGUGGAGGUCAGCGGAGGAGAGCGAGGCCUGUCCAGCCAGAUGUUCAGCUACCAGGACCCCUUUGUGAUGGGCGUGUCCCCAGAGAGGGGCCCCAAAGCAGGGGGGACCGCGCUGACCAUCACGGGGCGCCGCCUGCUGACCGGACGGCCCUCAGGCCUGACCAUCACCGUGGGCGGGGUGCCCUGCAGCAUUGUGUCUGAGGUGAAGGAGGCCAGCGUGGUGUGUGUGACGGGCGCCAGUAACCGGAGCGGGGAGCAGCGCGUCACCCUGCACUACGGCGCCAGCCAGCGCCACCUGCACACCAGCCUCUACCGCUACACCCCCAACCCCAACGUCACCCGUGCAGCCCCCGCCAGCAGCUUCCUGAAUGGUGGACGCCUCAUCUACGUGUGGGGCCACAGCCUGGACGUGGUGCAGGAGCCUCGCAUGGUGGUGACCAUCGCCCCCCUGGACCCCAUCAGCCAGACCCGGAGGAGGAGGAGGAGGAGGAGGAGGAGUGGAGGGGGGGGCGAGUCGCGAAGGAGAGGAGGCCAACCCAAGAGGCUGAUCAGAAUGGUAGCAGACCCGGUCUGUUCUAGCGACCCCCUCUGCUAUGUCAAACAGUUCACGGAGCGCUGUGAGGUCAACUCCUCCUCCCUGAUCCUGUGCCGCUCGCCGGCGGUGGACGAGUCGGUGUGGGGGUCAGAGGUCACCGUGGAGUUCCUGCUGGACAACCUGCGCUUCCCCUUCAGCGGCCUCAGCACCCAGCCCUUCCACUACCAGCCCAACCCCCUGCUGCACAGCCUCAACCAGCAGGAGCCCCUCAAGGCCUACCGCUAUAACCCAGGCAGCUUCAUCCAGCUGGAGGGUGAGAACUUGGACCUGGCCAUCACCAAGGAGGAGGUGGUGGUCCUGGUGGGCGAGGGAGUGUGUGCGGUCAAGACCCUCACCAGGAACCACCUGUACUGCGAGCCCCCGCCGCAGCAGCCCGGCCCGGGACCCCACGGCAAGAAGCGCGAGGGCUCCGACAGCCUGCCGGACUUCACGGUCCAGAUGGGCAACCUCAACUUCUCUCUGGGCAAGGUCCAAUACGACACCAUGAGCCUGGCCACCUUCCCCAUGGAGGCGCGGAUUGGAGUGGGCGUGGGGGCCUCCAUCGUGGCCCUCAUCGUCUUCAUCAUAGUGCUCAUCUACAGGAGGAAGAGCAAGCAGGCCCUGAGGGACUACAAGAAGGUCCAGAUCCAGCUGGAGAACCUGGAGACCAGCGUCAGGGACCGCUGCAAGAAGGAGUUCACAGACCUCAUGACGGAGAUGAUGGACAUGUCCAGCGACCUGGUGGGCUCGGGCAUCCCCUUCCUGGACUACAAGAAGUAUGCCGAGCGCAUCUUCUUCCCCGGCCACCGGGAGUCGCCACUGAGGCGCGACCUGGACGUGCAGGAGUGCCGGAGGCAGACGGUGGAGCAGGGCCUGGUGCAGCUGUCCAACCUCCUCAACAGCAAGCUCUUCCUCACCAAGUUCAUCCACACCCUUGAGGGCCAGAGGACCUUCUCUCCCAGGGACCGCGCCUACGUGGCCUCCCUGCUCACCGUGGCUCUGCACGGCAAGCUGGAGUACUUCACGGACAUCCUGAAGACCCUGCUCAACGACCUGGUGGAGCAAUACGUGGCCAAGAACCCCAAACUCAUGCUGCGCAGAACGGAGACAGUGGUGGAAAAGUUGCUGACCAACUGGAUGUCAAUCUGCCUGUAUGCCUUCCUGAGGGACUCGGCGGGUGAGUCUCUCUACAUGCUGUUUCGGGCCAUCAAGCACCAGGUGGACAAGGGGCCUGUGGACGCUGUGACGGGCAAGGCCAAAUACACACUAAACGACAACAGACUGCUGCGGGAAGACGUGGAGUACAAGACUCUGAAUCUCAACGUGUUGACCCAGGGCGGAGGGGUGAAUGAGAGCCAGCCGCUGCCCUCCAAGGUGCUGGACAUCGACACCAUCAGCCAGGUGAAGGAGAAGCUGCUGGAGCAGGUCUACAAGGGCACCACCUACUCCCAGCGGCCCCAUGUGGACUCACUGGACCUGGAAUGGCGGUCUGGUGUGGCCGGUCACCUCAUCCUGUCGGACGAGGACCUCACGUCCGUUGUCCAGGGCAACUGGAAACGCCUGAACACACUCCAACACUACAAGGUCCCGGACGGUGCGACUGUGGUGCUGGUUCCACGCCACAGCAAACACAUUCACCACGACAACCAUGACUACGUGGCGGGAGAGAAGACCCCCAUGCUGGAGGAUGCGGACGAGGGGGGGGUGCGGCUGUGGCACCUGGUGAAGGCGGGCGAGGAGCCGGAGCUGCCAAAGCACCGGCGGGGCAGCCUGAGGGAGAGGGAGCGGGCCAAGGCCAUCCCAGAGAUAUACCUGACCCGCCUGCUCUCCAUGAAGGGAACGCUUCAGAAGUUUGUGGACGACCUGUUCACCGUGAUCCUGAGCACCAGCCGGCCUGUCCCGCUCGCCGUCAAGUACUUCUUUGACCUGCUGGAUGACCAGGCGGCCCACCACGGCAUCACAGACCCAGAGACCAUCCACAUCUGGAAGACCAACAGCCUACCGCUGCGUUUCUGGAUCAACAUAGUGAAGAACCCCCAGUUCAUCUUUGAUGUGCAGGCCUCGGACCACGUGGAUGCGGUGCUCUCUGUCAUCGCACAGACCUUCAUGGACUCCUGCACCGUCGCUGAACACAAGCUGGGCCGGGAUUCACCCAUCAACAAGCUGCUGUAUGCCAGAGACAUUCCCCGUUACAAGCAGAUGGUAGAAAGGUACUACGCCGACAUCAGGCAGACCAUCUCCGCCAGCGACCAGGAGAUGAACUCUGCUCUGGCCGAACUGUCCAGGAAUUACUCGGGAGAGUUGAAUUACCUUGUAGCCCUCCAUGAGCUGUACAAGUACAUCAACAAGUACUACGACCAGAUCAUCACGGCCCUGGAGGAAGACCCCACAGCCCAGAAGAUGCAGCUGGGCUACCGGCUGCAGCAGAUCGCUGCGGCGGUUGAAAACAAGGUGACAGACCUGUGAGCCGUUGGGCUGAGCUGCAGCCCCUCCAGGAUCUGGACCUGGACCUCCAUCCACCACCGGCUCAGGAGCGUGCAUCUGCAGGGGCCGAGAGCCCGAGAGGGAGGAGAGAUACACCGACAGACAGACUUUCUUGGAUGGGACUGUUGGACCGGCACUAAGGACUCUGAUACUCUCAUACUAGCCCCGCCCCCAUAUUCUCUCACGUGUGUGUGUGUGUGUGUGUGUGUGUGUGUGUGUGUGUGUGUGUGUGUGUGUGUGUGUGUGUGUGUGUGUGUGUGUGUGUGUGUGUGUGUGUGUGUGUGUGUGUGUGUGUGUGUGUGUGUGUGUGUGUGUGUGUGUGUGUGUGUGUCUCCUCUGUUCAGUGAUGGUCAUACAUCUCUUUUGAAUUAAGAACUACUCUUUCUUUUAUUUGUAACAAACAUUUUGUGCUUAUUUGUGUAGGAUGGAAAAAAAUCAUUCCCUCUCCUUUCGCAUUGCAUUAGUGUAUUGGCCUGUGUGUUAAUGGUUUCCGAUGUCCGCUUGAUGUGUGUAGAUGCAGUAACACACACCUUCCCCUUUUUAAUCAGCCUGUGAUGUCAUGAUGCCUUCAUGGGAAACCAAUGAAGGCAUGACAUUUGUCCAGUUGUAACACCGUAUAUUUUGGAGAUGUUAUGGUGGGUUGAUUUCCACCACGAAAGUAAACUUGGCCAUAUUAUUUAAGUGUAUUGUCCAUUACUGUUUAUACAAGGUUAAACAAAUUCGAGAACAGAAUUUUAUUAUUUAAAAAGGCCAGUUUCUGUAGGUGAACACGAGCUCCUUUACAUCUACGAGGAGUUCAAUGUGUUAUUGCCGCUCUACCUCAACCCAUGGGCUAAGGCACCUCAGUAGAAGUGGUUGUAUUUUUCUUUUUUUACCUCAUCCACAUUUAUCAUUUCUAUAGCCAUACCAGUCCUCCUAAAAUAACACAGGCUGGUAUAAACAUCGCCAAAUGCUGGAAAAUCACACAAACAACCGUUGUAAAUUUUUCAUUAAUUUCUUUUUUUAACAAUGUGCCCCUUUAACAGAUGUCUUUGAACCCCUGGUCCUUUGGCUAGCGUGUGUUUGGUUCUCAACCCCUUGUGUGAGGGUCCUGGAGUGGGACUCUGCCCUUGUUACCUUAAAGGUAAACAUCACUGGAGAGGAUCUUAGAGGGGAAGUCAAUGUUUCAUUAAGGUGUUUUUAUUGUGUAACUGUUUUUAUUUGAGUCUUUUAAUUUUGUAAAAACAUUUUCACAUUCCUUUUUUUCACAAUUUUAAAGAAGAAAAUGUUCUAAAUGCUGUACUGCUUACGCUGUGUCCAUUUCAAAACAUUCUGAAGUUCCUCGCUUUGUUUGAAACGUCUCCCUGAAGAUUGCCAAACUCUUGCUUUAUGUGCUGGAGUGUGUCUUGUAUUUUAAUUUAUUUUUUCUGUGAUUACGCGGAGACAACACUGCUGUUACGCAUGUUAUAGCCCCGUUUAAUGGUACUAUGUUCAUCUCACAAAGCAUCCGUUUGAAAUCACUUUCUUAUUUGAAAUUGUGAUCAAUUGCUGACAACAUGAGAGAACAUCCACUGUUCCGUGCCAACAGAAGUCUAACACAUGUGGAGCUGAUGCCUGCCAAACCUCCUGUAUGCCUGAUUAUACCUUCUGUAUGCCUGCUCAUACCUCCUGUAUGUCUGCCUGAUGUCAAAAGCUGUGAUGCACUCUUGACAUUUUAGUGACCAAAUAGAGAUUGGCUUAAUCUCUGUCCAUCUAAUUCAUGUCAAAGACCCCUGAUUGGGAAAAAGGUAAAAAUUUGUAAAAUGAUAUAAAUUUAUAAUGAGCCUCUCGUGUUGCGUAUGCAUCUCCAAAUGCUCUAUAGGUGUCUCAGCCCAAGAAUGUCUGAAUGUUACCAAUAGGUUAUCACUACAGUAGGCCUAUCUAACAAACAUCAACUAAUUUUGUAGAAAUGUUUUUUGCUGUCAUAUAGUUCUGAAGCCUAAAACUUUUGAGGCAGGCCAUCUGAGGGAAGAUUCUAACUGUUGUUAGACUGUAUAAAUUCAGCUAUGUAGAGCAGGCUCUGCAAAGAGCAGUUUAAAGGAGUUUUCUUACCUUAUGUUAAUAUCAUUGUACAUAAUGGUUUAAUAAUGUUACUGUAGUGAUAUAUCAUGUUUAAUAAAAGCGAAAUUUGUCGAAGGCGAUGUAAUAAAGUAUUCAUGAAACAAAA